AUGGCUGAACCAGCGUCCCAGCAACAGCCGUUGGAAGACGGCAAGACUCUCACGCCAGACGCCAUCGCUAACAUCCUCUCAUCCGCUUCGGCAUGGGCCGAUCCAGGCUCCGUAGACCAGGGCCGCGCGCACAGGACCGCACUGCUGGGCGAUGUACUCCUUACGGCGCAGCAGCUAUGGAACAGUGGCAGUCAAGAGAUUGACGUUGUUGCGGAGAAGCUGGGCGAUGGAAGCAGAGACGCAUCAUGGAGACUGCCCCUGGGAGACUCGGGCAUCGUUGACUUCUUCCUCUCCGUCGUUUCCACAGAGAACCUCAGACCAGCGUUGAAGAAGCACUCUCUCCGUCUACUCGGCAACUCAUGCGCCGACACAGAUGAGAACCGCGCAAGGGUCGUGGCAUCAAACGCAAUCACCGCCGUCAUCAGCUUCCUCACCGACGACGCCGCCCUCCCCUUCGCCGUGCCAGUCCUCUACAACAUCCUCGUCGACUACGAGCCCGCCCAGAUCCAAGCAAGCUCCUCCUCGCUCACCCUCCACCUCGUCAAUCUCCUCACCAGCCCACGCCUCGCCAGCGCGCCGCAUCUCAUGGGCAUCAUUGGCAAGAUCCUCGCCUUGCUCGCCACGCACGAAACCGAAGCCAGCUUUGCACCCCCGCAAACACCAACCGUCCUCCUCACCCUCGCCCUCACACCCACAACAGACGCAGAAGACUUCGUCUCCCUCACAGCCGUCGCCCUAGCCUACCUAACCCACGCGCCCAUCCAAGCCGCCCUCGUCGCAACCGGCUCCGUCCCCAUCCUCCUCGCCACAUUCUACCACCUCCAAACCCAGCUCGACGCCCUCCGCGUCGAAGACGAAGACGCCGCCGUCCUCCUCAAAUCCCUCCCGCAAUCCUUUGUCCAGAUCCUCGCCGACGUCUCCUACGCAGACGACUUCUCCCUCCACCACCCCAUCGGCUCCCCCGUCCUCGACACCCUCCACAGCUGGCUCGCCACGACAAACACCCACCUCCAGUCUGCAGCCUGCCUCUGCCUAGGCAACGUCGCCCGCUCAGACGAAGCCUCCUACGCCCUCGUCAAAUCCCACGCCGUCCACGUCCCCCUCACCGCCCUCCUCGCCACAGCAACAGACACAAUGCUCCUCCACGCCGCCCUCUCCUUUUGCAAAAACCUCGCCAUCCCCUCCCAAAACAAACCCGUCCUUGGCGACGCGGGCCUCUUCUCCCCCGACAUCCUCCCCCGCAUCUGGUUCCUCGACGUCAACCCCCAGAUCCAAUUCACAGCCGUCUCCCUGACCCGCCUCCUCCUCGUAAACACACCCACCAACGUCCGCCGCCUCUGCGCGCCCCUCUCCCCGGACCCUCUCUCCCCCUCGCACGAGACAACGCACCUCCACCGCCUUCUCGACAUGGUCUCCCGCACCGACGCAGAACACACAAAGACAGAAGCCGCCCGCGCCGCUGCGGCAGUCUGCCGCGUCCUGCACACCGCGCCCAUCCCGCCCAUCCUUCCAGACUGGGACCCGUCCGAAGACGGCUACGUCUUCCGCCCCGAGAAGCCUCUGUCCCCGACGGCCGUGGCCGAAGCAGAAGGCGACGGCGGCGCGCAGCGUAGGGAGAAGUUUUACAGGCGGCACCCGGGGCUGAAUAAAGCCCUCGCGUUCCUUGUCACGCAGACAAAGUUCCCCGUGCUCCGCAGCGAGGCGUGGUUCGUCUUUGCGCUCAUGUGUCGCGCCAAGGACGGCGCUGACGUGGUGUUGCGCACGCUGCAGGUCCCCGGUGCGUUUGAGGCGUUGACGGAGGCCGUUACCGGACGGACGUUUUCUGGGGAGGAUAACAACACAGAUCAGAAGACCAUUGAGGGGGCACCGGCUGCGGGUGGUGGUGGGCAGGCGGUGGUUAUCAGCGGUGGAGAUAAUGCUGCCAUGGUGGAGGGUCUUGGACUGGAGCCGCAGCAGGCUGACCCGUCGCAGGCGGCGGGCAUGAAGAAGGUUGAUCGGGAGAAUGGGCUGGUUAUGGUGUCGGAGCUGGUUAGGAGGCAUGCGGAUGAGUUGCCGGCUGUUAGGAGGGCUGCGUUUGAGGAGAUGUUGAAAGAGGGUGGCGAGCUGAUGGCUGAUGAGAAGGGGAAGGGCAAAGCGUAG
Colletotrichum godetiae is the source of this 2139-nucleotide messenger RNA. Its product is annotated as GTP binding protein. Gene Ontology annotation, biological process: positive regulation of GTPase activity. The record is from RefSeq and is a predicted model, not a curated record. Gene Ontology annotation, molecular function: guanyl-nucleotide exchange factor activity. The transcript has 4 exons. Gene Ontology annotation, cellular component: cytosol. The coding region runs from base 1 to 2139 and encodes 712 amino acids. Lineage: Eukaryota; Fungi; Ascomycota; Sordariomycetes; Glomerellales; Glomerellaceae.